Rattus norvegicus (Norway rat) is the source of this 4425-nucleotide messenger RNA. RefSeq names its product TELO2 interacting protein 1 (gene Tti1). The record is from RefSeq and is a predicted model, not a curated record. Gene Ontology annotation, biological process: regulation of TOR signaling; positive regulation of DNA damage checkpoint. NCBI's taxonomy places the organism in Eukaryota, Metazoa, Chordata, Mammalia, Rodentia, Muridae. Gene Ontology annotation, molecular function: protein-containing complex stabilizing activity; kinase binding. Gene Ontology annotation, cellular component: cytoplasm; TORC1 complex; TORC2 complex.
CCCUUUUUCCCGCUCCCGCAGAACCUUUCUGGCGCGGCGCGACGCACUACUUUUUCGUCAUUUCCGUCUAGGGUGCUGGAGGCGGGAGAGUGGGGGAAAGACUGGAAGACGAGCCUGCAGAAUGUUUCCUCAGUAGGGGAAAGAGGUUGUACAAUGGCAGUGUUUGACACUCCCGAGGAGGCUUUUGGUGUCUUACGUCCAGUCUGCGUUCAGCUCACAAAGACCCAGACAGUGGAGAACGUGGAACAUCUGCAGACACAGUUACAAGCCAUAAGUGACACUGCCCUUCAGGAACUACAGCAGUACAUUCUCUUCCCCUUGCGAUUUGCCCUGAAGACCCCAGGGCCCAAAAGAGAGCGUCUCGUACAGAGUGUGGUGGAAUGCCUCACCUUUGUCCUCUCUUCAACAUGUGUGAGAGAGCAGGAGCUUCUCCAGGAACUCUUCUCAGAACUUUCAGCUUGUCUGUACUCUCCCAACUCCCAGAAACCCGCAGCUUUGUCAGAGGAGUUAAAAUUGGCUGUGAUCCAGGGACUUAGCACCUUAAUGCACUCAGCUUACAGGGACAUCAUUCUGACUUUUUAUGAGCCCUCCAUUCUGCCUCGUUUAGGAUUUGCUGUGUCUUUACUGUUGGGCCUGGCAGAGCAGGAGAAGUCAAAACAGAUUAAAAUUGCUGCCUUACAGUGUCUACAGGUUCUCCUCCUUCAAUGUGAUUGUCAGGACCAUCCAAGGCCUUUGGAUGAACUGGAGCAGCAACAGCUGGGGGACUUGUUGGCAUCUUUCUUACCUGGAAUCUCAACUGCACUGACCAGAGUCAUCACAGGAGACUUUAAACAAGGUCAUAGCAUUGUCGUGUCUUCCCUAAAGGUCUUCUACAAAACCGUGGGCUUCAUCAUGGCUGAUGAACAGCUCACAAGGAUCCCAAAGGUGCGAGCAAAGCCCGCAGUUGAGCACAAAGUAGCAGCCCUGAUGAUUCACAGAGAAGCAGACUGGGUAAAAAGUACUGGUGGCAAGUUGGCAAUCCUUAUUAAAAAGAUAAUUGACUGUGUCUCUGUUCAUCCACACUGGAAGGUGAGGCUGGAACUGGUAGAGUUUGUGGAGGUCCUGCUUUUUAAGUGCAGUCAGUCCCUGGUUGAAUCCACAGGUCCCCUCUUGAAGGUGUUAGUUGGCCUGGUGAAUGAUGAAAGUUCUGAAGUGCAGGCCCAGUGCAAUACAGUGCUAAGGCGUCUUGCAGAUCAGAAGGUAGUAGUGGGCAGCAGAGCCUUGGCUGAUAUCUUGUCAGAAAGCCUGCAUUCAUUGGCCACAUCUCUUCCCCGCCUGAUGAACACACAAGAUGAUCAGGGCAAGUUCUCUACCCUUUCCCUGUUACUUGGGUAUCUGAAACUGUUGGGCCCCAAAGUACAUGUAAUUCUCAAUUCUGUGGCCCAUGUGCAGCGCCUUUCCAGGGCACUCAUCCAAGUAUUGGAGCUAGAGGUGGCUGAUGUCAAAAUGGUGGAAGAGCGGCGAUGGAAUUCUGACAACCUCAGUGCUUCUGCAGAGGCCUCAGCUGCACGGCCAUGGAGCAGAGUCCAGAGGCGAUAUUUCCGAUGCUUUACUGACGAGAGGGUCUUCCUGCUCCUUCGAAAGAUCUGUCAGCUUCUGGGUUAUUAUGGGGACCUGUAUUUGCUUGUGGAUCACUUUAUGGAACUGUAUCAUACAUCUAUAGUUUAUCGGAAGCAAGCUGCCAUGAUCCUUAAUGAACUGGUUGUAGGGGCUGCUGGACUGGAUGUGGAAGAUAUUCAUUAUGAAUGUGCAAGCACGAGCCCAGAGGAAUUGAGAGAGAUUGUGAAAUCUAUACUAGAGGAAUACACGAGCCAAGAAAACUGGUACUUGAUUACCUGUAUUGAAGCUGAGGAGGAGGAGGAGGUGAUGAUGAAGCAGCAAGGCCUCCAGGCUGUCACAUCUGGUGUCCACACCUGCCAAGUUGUAUCCUUUCCAGCCCUGUCAAAGCCGAGUCCCACUAUCUGCUCCAUGAACAGUAACAUCUGGCAGAUAUGCAUUCAGUUGGAAGGGAUUGGCCAGUUUGCUUAUGCACUAGGAAAAGACUUUCGUUUGCUUUUGAUGUCAGCUCUCUAUCCAGUACUAGAGAAGGCUGGAGACCAAACCUUGCUCAUUAGUCAAGUGGCUGCUAGCACCAUGGUAGAUAUUUGCCAUGCUUGUGGCUAUAACUCUGUACAGCACCUGAUCAAUCAAAAUUCAGACUAUUUGGUGAAUGGAAUCUCUUUAAAUCUGCGUCACCUUGCUCUACACCCACAUACCCCAAAAGUCCUGGAAGUCAUGCUUCGGAACUCAGAUGCUAGCCUCCUUCCUUUGGUAGCAGAUGUGGUUCAAGAUGUCUUGGCCACCCUGGACCAAUUUUAUGAUAAGAGAGCUGCAUCCUUUGUCAGCGUUCUGCACGCUCUACUGGCAGCAUUGGCACAUUGGUUCCCAGACUCGGGUUCUACUGGGCAACUCCAACAGCACAGUUUAGAAGAAGUGGCGAGGCAAACGCCAGCAGCUAGCAAGGCUAGCCCCACAGCUGAGGACAUCGAGCGGUUUGUGCUGAGCUAUCUCCAGGAGAAGGAUAUGGCAGAGGGGAAUGUUUCUGAUCUUGAAGCUGAAGAAGGACACACACUCCAGGGUUUCAUGAUCAGUGUUGGAGUGGCAGCUGCCAAGCGUCCAUCUCAAGUGUGAAGUUGAGGUUGCCUCUAGCCUUGCUGUGGUGAAGAGUGUGGCAAGGGGUGAUUCUGUGUGUGAGCUUUCCCACCUACAUGCAUCUCCAAAACCCUACAAGUGGGGUUUCUUGGUCCAAGGUAAGAACAACAUUUGAUGCUGACCAGAUUGCCUUCCAGACAGUUAGAUCAGUCUACACCUUCCUAACAGUGGCAGGGGUGCAGAAAUUACUUGGUUCACUUCUUUCUAUUUUGACAAGUUAAGAAUGGCUUGUUAUUGCAUUUUGCAUGCCUUUGAUUAAAGCCCAAGUUGGACAUGUUUCUUUAUGCUUCUUCCUGUUAUUCCUUCCCCCCAGUUCCACUGUCUAUUCAUAAGCUUCAUCUUUAUUGGUAGAGAAAGAUUGCAGUGUUUUUCUUGCUUAUUUAUAUGAGAGGAGGGAAAAAGAGAGUUCAAGCCAGUAUCAGCUCUGGCCUCUUGUUUUAUUCACAAACUCAAUCUGGAGCUUCAGGUCACGGAAGGAUUAAUAAAUUAUUAGAAUCGCCUCUGCAAAUAUAAAAUGCCAAGUCAUAAUGAGCUUGGUGGUCUCAGGACUGUCCUAAAUCGAACUGAGUCCCAAAUUAGUUUGUUAGGUUGGAAGUGAGCAGAUUUCUUUUUUUCUUUUUCAUUUUCCCAUCUGUGCUCUGAUUCUAGUAAGUUGGAGCCAACACAUUCAUCCAGGAUAACAGGAGAGUUUAGUGCCCAGGAUAACAGGAGAGCACAGCUUGCCACAGUGAAUGCAACAGAGCAGUGGAAACAGCACAGGUCCAAACAAGGCUCAUGCAGAGCGGAGCUGGUAUGGCCCCUAUGACAGAGUGCUUGCUCUGUUGUAGCCUGCCAGGCUCCGUUUCUUUGCUGAGCCAACCCAAACCUUUCUAUGAACCACACUCAGACCUCACAUAAACCUGCAGUUGUGAAGAGGGGGUGACAGGGUCUGUCAUGAUCAAAGUUGUCCUUCUAGUCCAAAAUUCAAGUUCCAUCAAUAAAUCUGUUCUUCCGUGACUAAGUACUCUGGUUCUUGGGCUGGUAAGAUAAUUCAGUCAGUAAAAUGCUUGCUGUGCAAGCAUAAGGACCUAGGUUUGAUCCUCAGAAUUCACGUAAAAAGCCUGGCAUGAGCUUGUAAUCCCAGUACUUAGGAUGUGAAGGCAGGCAGGUCCCUGGGCUCUCUGGCCAGCUAACCUAGUCUAUUCAGCAAGACCAAAUGAGAAAUACUGUUUCAAAAAACAGGGUAGAUAACUUUUGAGAAACAAAGCCCAAGUUUGACUUCCAGCCUUUACAUACAUGCAUGUGCACACGCGUGCGCGCACAUAAACACACACACAAUCACACAAAGAUCUGGUUCUAAUGGAUAGUUCUGGGAUCAGUUGGAAUGAAUCAAACCUUCCUCCAGAAACAGAAGCUCACGUCCCUGAAACAGCACUCCACAUCAGGCAAAUUUCAAACAGCAAUCUCCUCUAUCCCACUCCUCCGAAGAAGAGCAGGCUAGCCCUGUCACUCUUGAAAUUCCCAGUCUUCAUGAGUGUUUGAUUUCCUUGAUUUCAUCUUCUCAGCUUCUAUGAAGACUGGUACAGGCUGUAUUAUAAGUUUCAGGUUUUCCAACAGAGGAAUCUGAACCCAGAAAAAGUUAUGGACGCAGUGCCCAGCCCAGUGGGAAUGCUUACAGCUGCUGAUGGGACAGUGGAACAGGCUGGGGGCUCUAAG